Folsomia candida is the source of this 4017-nucleotide messenger RNA. Its product is annotated as Fanconi anemia group J protein homolog. Gene Ontology annotation, cellular component: nucleus. Gene Ontology annotation, molecular function: DNA binding; ATP binding; hydrolase activity, acting on acid anhydrides, in phosphorus-containing anhydrides. The record is from RefSeq and is a predicted model, not a curated record. Bases 415 to 3651 code for a protein of 1078 amino acids. Gene Ontology annotation, biological process: double-strand break repair involved in meiotic recombination; nucleotide-excision repair. Lineage: Eukaryota; Metazoa; Arthropoda; Collembola; Entomobryomorpha; Isotomidae. The transcript is spliced from 3 exons.
AUACCACCCACAAUAACCUCAGGAUAAAUUUUAUUAUUACUAAGGUACUAACAUGUUGUGUAAUGAUUAUACUUAUUUGCAUAUUCGCUGUCGCCUCGCUUUACUUUUGUUGCCUUUCUCCAUUUGGAGAAAGCAAGUUAGGAGACAGCAGCGUCGGUUCCGUUGGGGUGAAGAGCAAAUAAAGUUCUGCUGUCUCUUUGAGCGGAUUAUUGUCGAACAUUUUUCUGCUGCAUCGAAUCUUUGCUGUUGUAAACACUAGGAUAGGAAGGAAAAAAUCUCUUCCGAGACACAUCAUACAAUUACUUGGGUAAUACUUACGUAUUAAUGGUACGUGAAAAUUACGCAUCGAAGUGAACUAAAGAAAUGAUGUAGCUGAUUGUUUUGAGACUUAACAAUUCGACCCAGUUUGACGUUAUGACGUCGCCUCGUAAAGAAGGAGGAGGAGACGGAGUCACAACUACGACAAUGGGAUUUAACUCUUUCGAUGACGACGAUGAUGAUGACUGGGACAAAGUUUACGCUCAUUUGAAUCAUGACGCUGCGGUGGUGCUUCCCCAGAGGGAGGUAUAUUCAGAUACCAUUUGCAGGGUCAAAGUCAACUUUCCCUACAAACCGUACAAGAGUCAAAAGCAACUGAUGACAAAGGUCAUCGAAGGUGCACACAAGGGCCAAAACUGUUUGUUAGAGUCGCCCACUGGAACAGGAAAAACGGCUGCUUUACUGUGUGCGUUACUUGGAUGGCAAAUGCAUUGCAAAGAAAACAAUUUUACUAAUAUGAAUAAGUUUGCCCCUUUGGCGGCUAUAACCGCUGAUAAAUGUAUUUGCGGAUUCAUUCCUGACCCCAACAAGUUGAUGAGUAAACCAACGAUUAAAUCAUUCAAGUCACAAGGCAAGACAAAAUUCCAACUGGUUGCCAAAUUCUCAAACCUUGAUGAUGAUUUUGAUACACAUUCACAAGUUGUUAAUAACACAAAUGAUGGCAGCAGUCCGUCAAAAAUUGUUAAAAUGGAUUCAUCGCAACUGGAAAUAAGAAAACGAGAUAAAGAUCUGCUCUGUCGACACUGUAUCAUGUCAAACUUUGCAAAGCCCCAUGUUCCUAAAAUAUUUUAUACAACGAGGACACAUUCGCAAGUUCAACAGGUUGUGGAGCAGCUAAAGGCUACGUCUUAUCGAAAUACCAAAAUGACCAUACUUGCAAGUAGGAAAAUUGGAUGCCUCAACGCCGAAGUAAUUGAACAAACCAAGUACAUGGAGUCGUUUUUUAAACAUAAUAAAACUCGUCCAUCGACUAAUAAUCCCACUCCCAAGGUCUCAUGUGAUUCUACAAGCUGCUGCGAAGGAAGAAAUAGUCAAAGUAGUAGCAGUGAAGUACUUGAAAAUGACCCUCGGCAUUUGAUGGACGAAAGCUGCAGAGCGUUAAGGAAAAACUACUUUUAUAACUUGAAAAUGGAGAAGGAGAAGGGCGAGCCUUUGAGUGAAAAAGAGCGUAAACCAGUUUGCAAUUUGUUUCGCCAAAAGGAUGAAUUGAAAUAUAGAUUUGGAGAAUUGUUCUACUCAGGCGCCUGGGAUAUUGAAGAUUUGAAGGUAGCUGGACGACACGAAUGCACAGGAUGUCCAUAUUAUGCAAGCCAAGCACUCUACGAAUGUGCCGAGAUUGUUUUCUGCCCAUACAAUUAUGUCAUUAGCCCUGAUAUUAGAAGGGCAUUAGACAUUGAUCUCACUGGAAAUAUUGUAGUUUUCGACGAAGCCCACAACUUGGAAGACAUUUGUAGGGCUGAAGCGUCCUUGAGCCUCGUAACUUUAAACAGAUUGGACGGGACCAUUCGCUUACAAAUUGACACUGCUCUUCAACAAGUUGUUGAAUGCCCAAAGAAAGUAUCGGCUGAACACUUUUCUUUACUGUUGACUCGACUGAGUACUUGGAUGCGAAAUGCUGCACCAAAAAUACCACCAAGGAAUAUUUAUUCAAACACAACUCCGUUACCAGAAUUUGUAGCGUUUAAAGAUGAUAGAAUGUUGAAAUGUUUGGAGGAAAUUGGAUUCGGGAGAGAACAAAUGGAAGAGCACUACUAUCAUGCACAUGUUUUGACGGAUGAAGACGACGAUGAUCAAGAGGAUAGCCUAAAGAGUAGUUCGUCGCUGUCCCAAGAAAAUACUCAAGUUGUCAAGUUUGAAAUUAAGUCUGCUGUAACAAGAUUCAUUGUCAAACUUCUAUCAACAUUACAUUUUUUGUACGAGGAUGACAAUUACCAACAUUAUAACAUCGUGCUCGUGAACAAUGGAGCAAAUGAAUCAAAAGGUGAUGGACAACGCACUCGCCAAUAUAACAUUUCAAUGGAAAUAUUGUGUUUGAGUCCUGCUAUCGUUUUUAAGGCCAUUCGAGACCAAUGUCAUUCUAUCAUAGUUACCUCUGGGACAUUAUCACCAUUGGAAUCUUUCUCUGUCGAGCUCAAGACUCCAUUUAAUCAACAAUUGGUGGCGCACCAUGUUGUUCAGCAGUAUCAGACAUUUUGCUCCUCUGUCAACUUUGGUGUGAAUAAGCAGUUCGCACUAAAUAAAAAAGGCCAAUCGGACGAAACAACCCAAGAUGAUCUCGGCGACACUAUUCUUCAAAUUGUUAAGACUGUCCCAUAUGGAGUUCUUGUGUUCCUCCCAUCCUACACUUUUAUGGACACGCUCAAGGAACGGUGGUCGACCUAUCCGGUGAAUAGUCCCACCAUGAAGCAGUUAGAGUACUUCAAGCACAUUUUCUACGAGGAGCGAGCGGACAAGGACAUUUUCGAAGCAGAUAUGCAGAGAUACAAACAUCUUAUUGAUCACCCCAUCCAGACCUCUAGUCAGCGAGGAUGCAUUUUGUUUGCAAUAUUCCGAGGAAAAGUUAGCGAGGGUAUUAAUUUCACUGAUAACCAGGCCCGGGCGGUCAUCACUAUUGGGAUUCCUUUUGCCAAUUUGGGCGCACAUACGGUAGCCUGUAAGAUGGAGUAUAAUGAUGGGCGCAAGAGGCAGGCUAAGUUGGCCACCACUCUUUUACAUAACAAUGAGUUCAAUGCCAAGCCUGUUGAUCUCCUUACGGGCCGAGAAUGGUACAAUGUUCAAGCAUUCCGAGCAAUGAAUCAAGCGUUUGGACGGUGCAUUAGGCACAAAGGUGACUGGGGAGCUAUUAUCUUGCUCGACUCGAGAAUAUCAUUCAAUAAGGAAAAACUAUCGGGUUGGGUGAAAGAUGCUCUGGAAAUACACAACAAUUUUCACGGAAUGCAAAACAAGCUCGUGCAAUUCAUUCAAGACAGAAUUAACAACGUCAUCCCAGAUUCAUCACAUCAUUUAGACGACAAUACUAUCGACAUCCACGAAUGCAUAGACAACCACGCCCAGUUGACCCAAGUUUGUACUAGUCUUUGUUUAGCCAAACCCAAGACGACUAACAUUUUAUCCGUGAAUCUGUCAUCGUGCUCUUACUCGACCCAUGAACAAGAUAACUUGGAUUCUUCGUCUUAUUCUUUAGACGAAGCUGAUUGUAUUGAGAUUCCAUCAAUUCACGAUCUUCCAACGCAAGUGAUUUCCAUGCAAGAAACCGAAAUUAUGAGCAGUGAUGACGCGAGUUAUCAUUCCACUUCUACGUCCUCGAUUGACAUGAUUGAAGGCACGCCAUGAAUUAUGAUAAUUUAGGUAAUAAAAUAAAUGUGACAUAUACUCUGAUCAUUAAAACUUGCUUUGUUAAAAUGUUACAUUUUUAUGCAUGAAUGCAAUGUUUGGUGAGCUUUAAAGUAUUUUGACAAUUGUUUGAAACAAGAAGAUAAGUGCAAUUCAAAACAUCUAUAAAUAUAAUAUAUUUUAUUUUAAAAUUUUUAUGGUCGGGUAAGAUUUAAAAUGUAUUCCGCAUAGUAUGUAUCAAAUAUGUCGAUUGACAAUGUCUAGGAUAUAUUUAUGGGACACGUUAAAUAGUAUAUAUUUUUUGUACUUAAAGAUUGUUGAUCAUCGAAAAUAUGGUAUUAAAUAUUGUGUAUACAUACAUCUGCA